UAUAUGUAUAGCAUAGAUCUGUGGAAAAUACCUGCCAGUCUGAGUCUCCCAUCCACUGUGCCUAUAUGUAUAGCAUAGAUCUGUGGAAAAUACCUGCCAGUCUGAGUCUCCCAUCCACUGUGCCUAUAUGUAUAGCAUAGAUCUGUGGAAAAUACCUGCCAGUCUGAGUCUCCCAUCCACUGUGCCUAUAUGUAUAGCAUAGAUCUGUGGAAAAUACCUGCCAGUCUGAGUCUCCCAUCCACUGUGCCUAUAUGUAUAGCAUAGAUCUGUGGAAAAUACCUGCCAGUCUGAGUCUCCCAUCCACUGUGCCUAUAUGUAUAGCAUAGAUCUGUGGAAAAUCCCUGCCAGUCUGAGUCUCCCAUCCACUGUGCCUAUAUGUAUAGCAUAGAUCUCCUUCCUCCUAUAGCUCAUCAACAGAUGUGUAGUCUAGACCUCCUACCUCCUCAACAGUAGAUGCGACUGCUGUAUUGAUGCCACAGCAGCCCUGUGAGUGUUCCCGCUUCGUCGAGCACGCCCCCGCCCAGUAGCAGCGUGCACGUCGUGUGCGCGCAGGACCCUUCCCUACAGUACAAGACAGUACCAAACCGAGCCUGGAGCCUGACGCAAGGUAGCGCACCCAGAGAACAGCGAGAGAGAGAGAGAGAAGAUGGACGGAGUGGGAUCGUUCGGAGCGGGCCUGGCAGGUGCUGCCUUCGACCCGGUUUCCUUCAUCAAGCAACCGACCACCAUCCUCAGGGUCCUGUCCUGGGUAUUCUCCCUGGUGGUGUUUGCCUCUAUAGUGAACGAGGGCUAUGUGAACCUGGGUAGUGAACGUCUCCACUGUGUGUUCAAUAAGAACGCUGAUGCGUGUAACUACGGAGUGUUCUGUGGUCUGCUGGGCUUGUUGCUGUGUUCCUUCUUCUUCCUGCUGGAUGUCAAGUUCCAACAGAUCAGCUCUAUUAAGGACAGGAAGAAGGCUGUGAUGCUGGAGGUCGGGCUUUCAGGUUUCUGGACGUUCCUGUGGUUUGUGAGUUUCUGUUUCCUGGCCAAUCAGUGGUCUAGGACCGCCCCUAAGGACCUGCCACUCAACCAGGGGGCCGACGCAGCCAGGGCCUCUAUCGCCUUCUCAUUCUUCUCCAUCCUCACCUGGGCUGGUCUGACUGUGCGUGCAGUCCAGAAAUAUCUCCUGGGAACAGACAUGACCCUCUUCACCACCGACCAUCUGGACGGAGUCGCCCCGGUAACACCAUACCCCCCCACCACCGGGGGCGCCAUCGAGCCCAGCGACAACUACCAGAGCCCCCCGUUCACAGAGGGGCUGGAAGCCCCCGCCCCCACAUACCAGGUCCCCAUAUACUAGUCUCUCCCUGUCCUACUAGUCCCUCCCUGUCCUACUAGUCCCUCCCUGUCCUACUAGUCCC
Messenger RNA from Salvelinus namaycush (lake trout), 1400 nucleotides. RefSeq names its product synaptogyrin 3a (gene syngr3a). The record is from RefSeq and is a predicted model, not a curated record. The transcript has 4 exons. Gene Ontology annotation, cellular component: synaptic vesicle membrane; neuromuscular junction. Bases 647 to 1339 code for a protein of 230 amino acids. NCBI's taxonomy places the organism in Eukaryota, Metazoa, Chordata, Actinopteri, Salmoniformes, Salmonidae.